Messenger RNA from Arabidopsis arenosa, 6319 nucleotides. NCBI's taxonomy places the organism in Eukaryota, Viridiplantae, Streptophyta, Magnoliopsida, Brassicales, Brassicaceae. The record is from the annotation of a GenBank genome assembly.
CUUAUAUGCUUCCUCUUCCUUCUUCCUUUCUGGGAUCCAAACCUUCGCACACAUCUCCGGUGAAGAUAUGAAGAUCCGCUCUUGCCUCUCCGCCAUUCUUCUGUCCUUCUUCUUCUCCGCUUCUUUUGCUGAACAAAAUGUCCGGACAGAGCGAAUUUCAGGAAGUGCUGGUGAUGUUUUGGAGGAUAAUCCAGUGGGAAAGCUUAAGGUUUAUGUAUACGAGCUUCCAAGCAAGUACAACAAGAAAUUACUCCAAAAGGAUCCUCGAUGUCUUACACACAUGUUUGCUGCUGAGAUUUUUAUGCACAGGUUCCUUUUAUCUAGUCCUGUUCGAACUCGUAAUCCCGAUGAAGCUGAUUGGUUUUACACUCCAAUCUACCCUACUUGCGAUCUCACUCCUACAGGCUUGCCAUUGCCUUUUAAAUCCCCGCGUAUGAUGAGAAGUGCGAUACAGUUAAUCUCAUCAAAUUGGCCUUAUUGGAAUCGGACAGAGGGAGCUGAUCACUUCUUUGUUGUUCCCCAUGACUUUGGAGCUUGCUUCCAUUAUCAGGAGGAAAAAGCAAUUGAAAGAGGGAUACUUCCGCUACUCCAGCGUGCCACUUUGGUUCAGACAUUUGGUCAAAGGAACCAUGUCUGUUUGGACGAAGGCUCGAUCACUAUUCCUCCUUUUGCACCUCCACAGAAGAUGCAGGCCCAUUUUAUUCCUCCAGAUAUUCCACGUUCUAUCUUUGUCUACUUCCGCGGUUUAUUCUACGAUGUUAACAACGACCCAGAAGGCGGCUAUUAUGCUAGAGGUGCAAGAGCAGCGGUGUGGGAGAACUUCAAAAACAACCCUCUGUUCGACAUCUCAACAGAUCACCCGACAACAUACUACGAAGACAUGCAGAGAGCCAUCUUUUGUCUAUGUCCUCUAGGAUGGGCUCCAUGGAGCCCGAGGUUAGUUGAAGCGGUUGUGUUUGGGUGUAUCCCAGUUAUCAUAGCAGACGACAUAGUACUGCCUUUCGCAGACGCCAUCCCCUGGGAAGAAAUAGGAGUCUUUGUUGCGGAAAAAGACGUCCCUGAACUAGACACGAUCCUAACCUCGAUACCAACAGAAGUGAUACUCAGAAAACAGAGACUCCUUGCAAAUCCUUCGAUGAAACGAGCCAUGCUCUUCCCUCAACCGGCGCAACCAGGGGAUGCAUUCCACCAGAUACUUAACGGGUUAGCUCGGAAGUUACCCCACGAGAAAAGCAUAUACUUGAAGACAGGUGAGAAGGCACUGAACUGGACUGCUGGUCCUGUUAGUGACCUUAAACCUUGAGAAAGAGAGAGAGAGGCGGCCAUGGGAGGAGGAAUGGGUGCGUUUUGGGGAACUCGAGUGAUGGAAUUGGUGAAGAAGCACGAUUCCGGUGGUCUUCUUUGGAAGCGGAUCAAGCUUACACCUACUCGUAAAGCCAAUGCCAAAACCCGCCUCCGUCGCGUUUGGCAGAAUGAGGCUGUUCUAAGGGCGUGUGGUGAAUCAGAUGCACCAAAUUCUCCGGGAGCUAGCAACACAAAAAGCUGUAGCAGUGCGGUGAAAAAUGACUUUUUCUCUUCCAAAGGCAAUUAUCGAAAUCCUGCAAAAAGUUUCUCCGCCAAAUCUCUCCAAAACCCUUUCUCUUCUAUACUUGGCUUCUUCUUCUUCUACUGCGGUCGCUCCUUCGUCUCCAUCUUCAUACGUAAUCUCGAAGUCGGUUGUUUCAAUCCUGCCAUGGCCGAAGGGAAGUUCGAUCUGCCUGACGAUCUCAUCUUUUCCAAAUCUUCUGAUCAGCUGAAAGAAUUGGCGUCAGAUAACAGCAUUCCCUUGUCUCCGCAGUGGCUUUACACGAAAUCAAGCGAGAGCAAGAUGGAUGUUCGAUCUCCUACUCCUGUUCCCAUGGGAAAUCCAAGUGACCCAAAUCUGAAGGAUGCAUGGCGCUUGGAUGCACCUGAAGACAAAAAGGACUGGAGGAAAAUUGUGCCUGAGAAUGAAACUAGUCGCAGAUGGCGUGAAGAGGAAAGAGAAACUGGUUUACUCGGUGCUAGGAAAGUUGAUCGACGAAAAACAGAACGUCGCGUUGACACUGUCUCAAGCAGAGAAACUGGUGACAAUAAAAAUACUGCUGCUUCUGAUAGGUGGAAUGAUGUUAAUUCUCGUGCUGCUGUAAAUGAACCCCGGCGCGACAACAAAUGGUCAUCUCGGUGGGGUCCUGAUGACAAAGAGAAAGAAACCCGUUGUGAAAAGGUAGAUAACAUCAAGGACAAGGAAGAGCCACAGGGUGAAAGUCAAUCUGUGGUUAGCAGCGUCCGUACAACUUCUGAACGGGACUCCGACCCUCGUGACAAAUGGAGGCCUCGUCAUAGGAUGGAAUCUCAGGCUGGUGGGCCGACUUCUUAUCGCGCUGCACCUGGGUUUGGACUUGAUAGAGGACGAGCCGAGGGCCCAAAUUUAGGGUUCACUGUGGGCCGAGGAAGGGCAUCUACUAUUGGGAGGGGUUCUUCAACUUCCUUAAUUGGUGCUGGUAGUGCUUCAGCCCCUGUGUUUCGGUAUCCAAGGGGUAAGUUGCUUGACAUGUAUAGAGAACAGAAGCCUGAUCCUUCCCUAGGUAGGAUACCGACUGAAAUGGAUGAGAUUGCCUCCAUAACUCAAGUGGCUCUGAUCGAACCUCUUGCUUUUAUCCCACCUGAUGCCGAAGAAGAGGCAAGCCUUAACGGCAUAUGGAAGGGAAGGAUCAUUAGUAGCGAAGUUUAUACUUCAUCUGGGGAAGAAUCCUUAGGUGAAAACAGUCUGGUGGAAUACCGCAUACCUGACUCAGGUGAGACAAAAGUGGAUGGUGCUUUUAAUGGUGACAAUAGUUCCCUGCAAAAUAAUGAUUCCGGAUUACUUGGUAGUCAAAGUGGAAGUUUAGGGGCUGCUUCUAGCGUCUCAAGAUUGAAUUUAGUGGCUUCUGAAAGUUGUGGAUCUGUUGGAGCUGGUUAUCAAGCUUCUCAUGGAAGUCCUGAAGCGGUUAGAUCUGCGUUUACUAAGUCCUCUGUGUUGGAUGGGAGUGAAUCCGUUAUUGCUUCUUUCGAGCAAGAUUAUACGGGCAAGCUGCAGCAACCAGAUAUUGAAGUGAAUCACUCGGAAGGGGCUAUGCCACCUGAGGAGUUUUUGUUCUUGUAUAUUGACCCUCAAGGAGUAAUUCAGGGACCGUUUAUUGGUUCUGACAUUAUUUCAUGGUUUGAACAAGGGUUUUUUGGGACAGACCUACAGGUUCGCUUGGCAAAUGCUCCAGAAGGAACUCCUUUUCAAGAUCUAGGUAGGGUCAUGUCAUAUUUAAAGACAGAAAGCGUUCAUGCCCAUAUCAGUGACCAAAAGAGUGAGCUAGAAGAGACUAGUUUAAAAGAAAAUUCAGAGGCUGGUGUAUCAAUUGCACCUGUAGCAGAAUCUAAUGAUUCAUCCUCAUUGACUGGCAUGUCUCGUUCAUUUUCUGGGUAUGAUAACCCUUCAGCUCAGGAUAAUUUUCUGAGAAAGUCCGAGUCAGAAGUUUAUGUAAGACCACCACAUGCCGAGGACCAAAGCUUCUUGGACUUUUCUGCUCAGGAUGAAGAAAUUGUAUUCCCAGGAAGAGCUGGAGUUUCUGGUUGUGCGUCGUCUGUAAAAUCCUCUACAAGUAUGCAUGAUACUUUUAUGGAAUUUUCUGGCCACUCUGAUAUCCCUGUUGAAUCAACUAAGGCUGCUACUCGAAAUCAGAAUGAGAAUAAGCUGCACCCAUUUGGUGUGUUGUGGUCUGAGCUAGAGGGCGGUAGUACACCAGUUAACCCGUCAAACAGAUCUUAUGGUGCGAUGGGGGAGCCUACUGGUUCAAUAGACAACCGUCCCAUUAAUUCCCGAAGAAAUACACAAAUUGACCCCAGCAUGUCCCUCGAUACUCUGACUGCUAACCGGAUGUCACAGUUUGAACAUGAAUCCAACUUCUUUAAUCAUGGGGAUCAACAUCACCAACAGCAUUUCCAGAAUCGGGAUAUGCUGUCGCAUUUACAUAUAGGUGAUCAAGCUCAGGAUCUGGAGCAUUUAAUAACUCUCCAGUUGCAGCAGCAACAGAAGAUUCAGUUGCAACAGCAGCAGAAGAUUCAAUUGCAACAGCAGCAGAAGAUUCAGUUGCAACAGCAUCAGCUGGAACAAGAGCAUCAGUUACAUCAGAAGCUCUUACAGGAGCAACAACAGUCCCAUGCUCGACAAUUACAUUUUCAACAGAUUUUACAAGGACAGACACCUGAUACAAGGUUUGGGCAGUCACAUGACUUCCCUCGAUCCAACAAUGUUGAUCAGAUGUUGUUAGAGCAGCAGCUGAUGAAUGAACUGCAGAAAAGUUCUGGCCAUCCUUCACAAAAUUUCGCACCAUAUAUUGAGCAACUUGCUGCCGGAAAUUUUGAGCAGUUUUCUCAUGAAGGCCAUCAAAGGGAGCUACUUGAACAGCUACUUUCAACACAAAUGCAGUCUCAGUAUGGACAAAAGCAAUCUCAUUAUGGACAAAUGCAAUCUCAACACGGACAACUGCAAUCUGAAACAAUCCGGUCUUUGGAGUACCAGCUGCUGCAGCAAGAGCAGCUUAUGCAAUUGGCAAAUGGAGUGAGGCACAAUACACUAUUCGAGGAACAAAGACAUAUUGACCCUCUGUGGCCAUCUGACCAUAGUGAUCAGCUUUUAAGAACUCAUCCUGGUAUCCAGCGUUCACACUCUUCUGCAGGGUUUAGACCAUUAGACUUUCAUCAACAGCAGCAGAGGCCACCCUUCGAGGAUCAGUUUGGUCAACUUGAGCGGAACCUUUCAUAUCAGCAACAACUUCGACAAGAAUUAUUCGAGCAGGGUCUUCCAUUUGAGAGAUCAGCAUCGGGGCGGAAUCUGGAUGCAGUAAAUGGUCUUGGUCUCUCUCAGGGUCUGGAGUUGCGGGAUGCUACUGCCCACAUGCAAUCUUCUGGCAGAUUGGGAAAUUCUACUCCCGGUUUCAGUCAUCAGAAUCCCCGUAUACCAUUAGGUGAACCACAUUUUUCACAAUUGGAACCAAUGGAAGGACGCUGGUCUGGAGCAGAUACACAGCUAGCUGGUGACUGGGCUGAAUCUCAAUUUCGUAGAUCUAAUAUGGAUACUGAACAUCAUAAAAUGAGGUCGGAAAUUAGGAGACUGGGUGAAGAUUCCAACUCAUGGAUGGUAGGUGGGUCUACAGACGACAAGUCAAAACAGCUUUUUAUGGAGUUGCUCCACCAGAGACCCGGCCAUCAAUCUGCUGAGUCACCAAGCAUGAACCGUGGGUAUCCCUAUGACAGGAUGGUUCCUUCAGGCCUUACCCCAGGGAUUCAAAUGCUUGGCGGCUUUUCGGACCAUGGUGGUAGUCAAAUCGUUUCAUCUGCUUUUGGGGCUCGUUCAUUUUCUGAUGAACAAGUCAACAGAAUGCCGGGAGAUAGGAACAAUAUGGGAUCAUUGCACCGUAAUGGUUCCUUGCUUUCUGGAAUUAUCGAUGGUGGGCGGUCAACUCAGAAUGAAAGUCAAGCCUUCAGUAAUAUGUUUGCUAUGAACAAGGACGCAAAUGACAUCAAAACUUGGAACAAUGUGCCGCCUAAAAAUGAGGGAAUGGGAAGGAUGAUGUCAUAUGAAGCCCAAGACAGAAUGGGUAAGCAAGCAGUAUUAGACUCCCUGGUUCAAGACGAGCUCCCUGUUGUUACACCUGGUCAACAGUCUUCUUUCAAUAUCUCUGACCAAUACAGUGACAACUUGGUUGGAGAAGAUAGAAGGAAGGAUAGGUUGGUAGUUCCAUCACAUGGACAGGAUUCAGUUUUGUUAAAAAGGCCUCCUUCAUCCCAUUCUUCAUCAUCGCAUGAAGGAUUGCUCGAGCGUAUGUCUGAUACAGCUAGCAGGACAGCAGCAAGUUCUUAUAGUGGAAUAGAAGCAGGAGGUGUGAGACGGGAAUCAGGAGCAGCAGGAAACAAAGGGUCAACGUCAGAGGCCGCAUCGUUCAGUGAGAUGUUGAAGAAGAGUAAUAGCAUGAAGAAGGUGGCGGCAGAGUCAUCUGAUGCAACCGAAGGAAGCAAAGGUGGUGGUGGGAAGAAGAAAGGGAAGAAAGGGAGGCAGAUAGAUCCAGCUCUUCUCGGUUUCAAAGUCACUAGCAAUCGCAUUCUUAUGGGUGAGAUCCACCGUGCUGAUGAUUUUUAGCUUUUUGUUCUUCUGUACAAAAUCUUUACAUGUAAAGAUUAGCUUCUCAUACUUAGGCGUAUAGGUCCUUCUCGGACAGAUUUCUUCCAUCACAUUACACAGCACAAGAAAUAAAAUAUUAAUGUUUUU